This is a messenger RNA of Pygocentrus nattereri (red-bellied piranha), 2051 nucleotides long. It is a transcript of the gene rnf141, whose product is annotated as ring finger protein 141. Lineage: Eukaryota; Metazoa; Chordata; Actinopteri; Characiformes; Serrasalmidae. The transcript has 6 exons. Gene Ontology annotation, molecular function: ubiquitin-protein transferase activity. Gene Ontology annotation, biological process: protein autoubiquitination. The coding region runs from base 178 to 864 and encodes 228 amino acids. The record is from RefSeq and is a predicted model, not a curated record.
CUGCGUCAUCACUGAGCGUCAGUGUUUGAUGAUUAAGUAGCUCGUUGGCUAAGCUAACAGCUCACAGCGCCGACUCUCAUCUGCUGUGUUUUCCUGGAUUAAUCGUAUGGCAGCAGGGCCUUGGGUGCUGAAUGAGGUCUAGUGUUCUCUUGGUGUGGGCCUCCACGUGGAGCUGAGAUGGGCCAGCAGAUCUCUGGCCAGGCAGUCAUCAGCAAACUGCCUGAGAAGCUAGUGAAGCAUGCUGGGCUAGUGAGGGACAGCGGCUACCUCACCUACGAGGAGUUCCUGGGCCGAGUAGCAGAACUUAAUGAGGUAACUGCAAAGCUGGCAGCUGGCCAACAGAAGCAUCUCCUUUUUGAAGUUCAGCCUGGAUCUGAUGCAUCUGCUCUGUGGAAAGUGGCUGUGAGGAUAGUAUGCACUAAGAUUAAUAAAGAGGAUGGUAUGGUGGAGGCCUCCCGUAUUAUGAACCUAUACCAGUUUAUCCAGCUUUACAGAGACAUCACUAGCCAAGCAGCUGAAGUGCUGGCAGCAGAGGGUGCCGCUGAGUGCUCCUCUGGACAGCUUUCCUCUGCACAGUCCUGCCAGGCUAGCAUGUGGAUGGGCAGGGUGAAGCAGCUGACUGACGAAGAAGAAUGCUGUAUCUGUAUGGAUGGAAAAGCAGACCUUAUUCUGCCGUGUGCACACAGCUUCUGUCAGAAAUGUAUUGACAAGUGGAGUGGUCAAAGUCGAAACUGUCCCAUCUGUCGUAUUCAAGUGACUGCUGCCAAUGAAUCAUGGGUAAUGUCUGAUGCCCCCACAGAGGAGGACAUUGCCAGCUACAUUCUCAAUCUUGCUGAUGAGGCUGGCCACCCCCACAGACCUUAAACUGAAGCACUGUCACUUUCACACCUGCUUGGUCUCAUUGUUAGACUGAUUUAUCGACUGUAAAGAAAAACUGUUUUAAAAGGUGAAGAUCUUUGAAAUGGUAUAAUUUUUUUUUCUUUGGCAUUCAUUAGCGGCAACAAUGGCUCAUUGUUGUCAUUUAGGAUUUUCUAAUUUGCUCCGCCUACCUGAGUUCUCAAACUGUGAAAAGGCAUUACAGAGCAUUUAGCUAUAGAGCACUUUGUUUCAACAUAUGAUUGACCACCUGCUGUUUUCAUUUUUCUUCUUAAUUCAACACAUUGUUACAUUUAAUCUUCCUAUGGCUGUAUACAUGAAUGAGGGAUGGAGAAACACAAGUUCUAGCUAUGUUCUUUAUUUAAAGUGCUGUGAGAAUAAGACUCAGCAUGGUUUUGCAUGUAAUGGAAAAAAAUCAAGCCUUCAUUUUACUCCUCAUAAGAGCUGAAAUUAGUGGAGACCACCAUCAUUCACUGUCAGUGUGGGUGUGUAAAACAUACAAAGAACUUCUGCAGUUUCUAAAUACUUUAAUGUCUCUCUAACACAGUUAAUUUAUUCAUAAGUGCUUAAACACGACGCAUUUCUAAUGUGUCCUGACAUUAAUGCUGAGGUGCAGCCGUUUUCGUUUUGUUUUGGGGCCUGUUAUGAGAUUUUAUAAUGUUGCUCAAAUUAUAAUUAGAUCUUUCUAAGGGGCCAAUAUUUUUCAAUUAACUUGACCAUUUAGCGAUUAAAGGAAACAUUUUGUUAAGAACAAAAGAUUAACAGAUUUGUAUAUGAAAUCAAAAUUGACUACUGAGUAAACAUUUAGAAUUCUUUGCACAGCAGAUUUUUGGGGAUUUUACUUGGUUUACAUACUGUUACUCACACUUGCAGUGGUAGCUUUUUUUAAUGUUCUCUUAACUUUGCAGUGAAUUAUUAACAAAAAGCAGAUUGGACAUGAUUUUUUUUUUUUUUGGUUAUGUAAGUGUGGCCUGUGAAAUAACACUUAGCUUUGAUGAGAAUAAACACAGAAGAUGUAUAUUUUUCUUGACAUCCUGUCAUAAUCUGCUCUUAAUCCUGAACUUUUUAAAUGUGUGAGCACUUGCAACUCUCAGUAUAGCUUUGAUGUUGUAAACCUACCCUUUCCAUCAGGUUUCACUGUUAAGAUGGAUGAAUAAAGAUACCAUUUAUAUAGA